Pieris macdunnoughi is the source of this 675-nucleotide messenger RNA. NCBI's taxonomy places the organism in Eukaryota, Metazoa, Arthropoda, Insecta, Lepidoptera, Pieridae. The record is from the annotation of a GenBank genome assembly.
AUGAAAAAAAUAUUGUCGCUACUAUGCUUAAUGAUAAUAGUGUCAAUAAAUUGUUCUCAAAAUAAACAAAACAUAGAUGAAUUCAUCGAUGAUGUGCUGGCGUCAAGAAAGUUCGCUAGACUGGCUGAUAUUAUAGCCGAAAAAACAAUAGUCAAAUUAUGGAAUGUGAAAAGCAAUAUUUUUUUUAGUACAAAUAAUAAAAACCAAGGAGACGAAAGAAUUCGUCGUCAUAGCCAUGCUAGUGACGAAAAUUCAUUGCGAAAUAUAUCGUUAAAAUAUAGACAAUUAAUCAGUCAAUUAAAUGGAGAAAAUAUUGUGAUCAAAGCAAGUUCCAAAGCAUUCACAUAUAAAAGCAAUGAAGUUAAUACAACGCUCGGAGAAAAAGAUAACGCCACGAAUUCGAAUAGUUCUAAAUUUGAAUCGCCAAAAUCUGAAGAAAAAAUAUUUAAGCAAGAGUUGACCACUGACAUUACCACGUUUGGAUUGUCAAAAACAAAACAGAAAGAAAAUAUACAAGAUGAGAUUGAUUUUUUUAAUAUGAAUAAACAAAGAGAUCUAAAUAGAAAAAAUACCGGAAGAAAAGAUGGUAACAAGAUAUUCGUAUUUCAAGCGUCUUCUGAUUACGAUGAGUAUCAUGAAAAGGUGGAUAAAAUUUUAAACAUCGAUCCUAAUUAA